This is a messenger RNA of Brettanomyces bruxellensis, 942 nucleotides long. RefSeq names its product ribosomal protein P0 (A0) (L10E) (gene RPP0). The transcript has a single exon. Gene Ontology annotation, biological process: cytoplasmic translation; ribosome biogenesis; ribosomal large subunit assembly. Bases 1 to 942 code for a protein of 313 amino acids. Lineage: Eukaryota; Fungi; Ascomycota; Pichiomycetes; Pichiales; Pichiaceae. Gene Ontology annotation, molecular function: structural constituent of ribosome; large ribosomal subunit rRNA binding. Gene Ontology annotation, cellular component: cytosolic large ribosomal subunit. The record is from RefSeq and is a predicted model, not a curated record.
AUGGGAGCUACUAAAGAAAAGAAAGCAGAAUAUUUCUUGCGUUUGAAACAAUACGUUCAGGACUUCAAGUCUGUGUUCGUUGUCGGUAUCGACAAUGUUUCUUCGCAACAGAUGCAUGAGGUCAGAAAGGCCUUGAGAGGUGAGGCUGUUGUUGUUAUGGGUAAAAACACCAUGAUCAGAAGAGCCUUGAGAAACUUUGUUAACGAGUUCCCAGACUACGAGAAGUUGAUGCCUUACAUCAGAGGUAACGUUGGAUUUAUCUUCACCAACGGUGAUUUGAAGCACAUCAAGGAGGUUGUUUUGGCCAACCAGGUUGCUGCUCCAGCUAGACCAGGUGCCAUUGCUCCAUGUGAUGUUUACGUUCCUGCUGGUAACACCGGUAUGGAACCAGGUAAGACUUCUUUCUUCCAGGCUUUGGGUGUUCCAACUAAGAUUGCUCGUGGUACUAUUGAGAUUACCUCCGAUGUUAAGAUUUUGGACAAGGAUCAAAAGGUCGGACCUUCUGAGGCUCAGUUGUUGAACAUGUUGAAGAUCUCUCCAUUCACCUUCGCCAUGUCCGUUAUUGAGGUUUACGACGAUGGUGACAUUUUCCCAUCAUCUCUUUUGGAUAUUACCGAUGAUGAGUUGGUUGCUGACUUUACUGAGGCUGUCAGCAACAUCACCAAGAUUUCCUUGGCUUCUGGUUACCCAACAGUUUCUGCUGUCUCUACCCACAUCAUCAACGCUUACCAGGACAUCGUCAACUUGUCUCUUGGAAGCGACUACACCUUUGAGGGUACUGAGGAGCUUAAGGACAGACUUGAGCAUCCAGAGAAGUAUGCUGCUGCUGCUCCGGCUCCUUCUGAAGAGAAGAAGGAAGACGAGGAGGAAGAAAAGAAGGAUGAAGACGAAGAGGAGGAAGAGGAUUCCGAUGAGGAUAUGGGUAUGGGCUUGUUCGAUUAA